ACUGAGUUCUCUCCGACAGCGGGCAGCGCCGCUCUCACAUACGAACGACCGACCGACCGACCGACCGACCGGCCGACUUAUUCUUUCCUCGUCCUCUCUCAAGAGCGUCGACGAGAACUUCUCUGCGUGGACCGACCACAGACGCUUCUCAUUUAAGAGUCUCUUACUGUUACAGAACAACCAAAUGAUUCUUCCAGUUUGCAGUCCCAGAGAAAUCCUACAGUCACAAGACAACUUAAUGAUUAUUCGAGCUUGCAAUCCCAUGGAAAUUGGGCACGGGAAUCUCCAAAAUUCUUUCAGAAAUUGCAACUUGUUUUCUUGUAAGCUUCAAUACUUUCCUGCCUUCACUGCUAGGGUUUCUCUAGGAAAUUACUCGUCUUAUGAUCAACAGUUUGUUGAGAGGCAAGAUAAUUGCCCCCUUAGUACUCAAAAGAGAACUAAAGUAUAUUCGGGGAUAAAUCUUCACUGCAGCUCAAGAACCCUGCCUUUACCUACAAAGACCUUCAUAAACGGUAAGAGAAACAAGAGGUAUGGAGGUAUAUUGCCAUCAGUUUUACGCUCGUUGGAGUCAGAAGAAAACAUUGAGAAAGCCCUUAACUUGUACCAUGGCAAACUAAGUCCCAAAGAACAAACUGUCAUUAUCAAGGAACAGAGAAAUUGGGAAAGAGUAGUGAAAGUUUUCCAUUGGAUCAAAUCACAGGAAGACUAUAUACCUAACGUGAUUCAUUACAAUGUGGUUCUUCGAUCUUUAGGUCAAGCUCAGAAAUGGGACGAACUUAGACGUUGCUGGAUUAUGAUGGCGCAAGAUGGAGUCUUACCCACCAACAACACUUACGGGAUGCUUGUUGAUGUUUAUGGAAAAGCGGGUCUUGCUAAAGAAGCGAUUUUGUGGAUUAAGCACAUGAAAAUUCGAGGAAUUUUCCCUGAUGAGGUUACGAUGAAUACAGUUGUACGAGUCAUGAAGGAUGUUAGGGAGUUCGACAGAGCCGAUAGUUUCUACAAAGCUUGGUGUAUAGGAAAGAUUGAAUUGGAUGAUCUUGAAUUCGAUUCUCUAUCGGCUACAGAGCCCUACAGUCUCAAACAUUUCCUGUCGACAGAGCUGUUCAAGAUCGGUGGGAGAGGUCAUAACAUUAAAGAAUUCGAAUGUUCUUCAAUGAAGCCGAAGCUCACAGCUACUUACAAUACGUUGAUCGAUUUAUACGGGAAGGCUGGCCGAUUGAACGAUGCAGCAAACAUUUUUUCCGAAAUGUUGAAAAGUGGGGUUAUGCCAGAUACAGUCACAUUCAACACCAUGAUACACAUUUGCGGAACCAAUGGGAAAAUGUCGGAGGCUGAAGCUUUGUUCAAUAAGAUGGACGAAAGGGGUGUCUUACCCGAUACUAAAACGUUCAAUAUUUUAUCUUCUUUACACGCUAAUGCAGGAAAUAUCGACGAAACUCUUCGUUAUUACAGGAAGAUAAGAGAAGUGGGGCUCACUCCCGAUGUUGUCACUCAUAGAGGUGUUUUGCACGUUUUGUGUGAAAGAAACAUGGUGGGAGAAGUGGAGGUUAUACUCAAAGAAAUGAGGAAAUUCGGUGUGAGUAUCGACGAACAAUCUCUUCCUGUUUUGGUUAAGAUGUUUGUGGAUCAAGGAAUGCUUGAGCAAGCUGCGCGAGUUUUGGAGGAGAGUCGGUUAAGUUUGUGUUCGAAAACGCGUGCGGCUGUUAUAAAUGCGUAUGCUGAGAAGGGACUAUGGGCCGAGGCUGAGAAUGUGUUUUACCGAAAAGAUAGACAAUCUAAGGAUGUUUCCGAGUACAAUGUAAUGUUUAAAGCUUACGGAAUGGCGAAACUUUACGACAAAGCCUUGUCUCUAUUUAAUGCGAUGAAGCAACUUGGAACUUGGCCCGACGAGUGUAGUUUCAACACGCUUAUCCAAAUGCUAUCCGGAUGCGAUUUAAUUGAACAGGCGAAAGAGCUUUUAAAUGAAACGGGUUGUAAACCGAGCUGUCUCUCAUUUGCGUCCAUGAUUUCAAGUUACAUCCGUUUAAACAGACUUUCUGAUGCUGUUUCUAUUUACGAGAUGAUGAUUAGGUUAAAGGUGGAACCGAAUGAAGUUGUUUACGGGUUGUUAAUAGAUGCGUUUGCGGAGACAGGCGAUCUAGACGAUUGUCUUCGUUAUUUUCAUUCGAUGGAGAAAUUUGGGAUUUUUCCGAAUCAAGUGAUACUUACAUCCAUGAUUAAAGCUUAUAAUAAGGUUGGUUCUUUAAAGGGUGCGAAAAGUUUGUACGAGAAAAUUAGGGAUCCCGAUACCAUUGCGUCUAAUAGUAUGCUGAAUAUUUACGCGGAUCUUGGAAUUCUUUCUGAAGCUAAACUAAUCAUGAACGAUUUGAGAAAGAAGGGUAGGGCGGAUGGGGUUUCAUUUGCAACCAUGAUGUAUCUUUAUAGAAACUUAGGAAUGCUAGACGAGGCUAUUGAGGUGGCGGAGGAGAUGAAGCAAACGGGGCUUUUGAGAGAUUGUGAUUCUUUCAAUAAGGUGAUGGCUUGUUAUGCGACAAACGGUCAGCUUCUCGAAUGUGCGAAAUUGUUGCACGAAAUGGUGAAUCGAAAGCUUUUCCCGGAUGCAACAACUUUCAAGACUUUGUUUAAGGUUUUAAGUAAGGGCGGUGUAGUUAAUGAAGCGGUUGAGCAGCUUGAAUUGGCUUAUGUGGAAGGGAAGCCUUUCGCGAGACAGGCGGUUAUCACAUGCGUUUAUUCUGUUGUAGGUUUGCGUGAGUUGGCGAUUGAAUCGUGCAGAGUGUUGAUGAAGGAUCGGGUUGGGCUUGGUUUGUUUGCGUAUAAUGUGGCUAUUUAUGUUUAUGAUACGGUUGGAGAAAUCGACAGGGCUUUGAAUGUGUAUAUGAAGAUGCAAGAUGAAGGGUUGGAACCUGAUAUUGUGACUUACGUUAAUUUGGUUGGUUGUUAUGGGAAAGCUGGGAUGAUUGAAGGGGUGAGACGGGUUUAUGGUCAAUUGAAGUAUGGGGUGAUCGAGCCAAACCAGUCCUUGUUCGAAGCGCUAGCGAAUGCGUUUAGAAAUGCGGGGAGACAUGACCAGGCUGAGUUAGUCGAGCAGGAAAUGAGAUUUUCUCUAGCCACGGAAUCGCAAUCGAAUACUGAUUCUGAAAGGGAUGAUUUAUUCAAAUGAUAAUUUUGUUGGAAAUGUAGAAUCACAUAUAUAAAUAAAUUGAUUGUUGUAUCAUGUAUGUAUAUAUACAUAUAUAUAUUUACCUUGUUUGUUGUUCUA
Messenger RNA from Impatiens glandulifera, 3259 nucleotides. Its product is annotated as pentatricopeptide repeat-containing protein At1g73710. The coding region runs from base 185 to 3160 and encodes 991 amino acids. The transcript has 2 exons. NCBI's taxonomy places the organism in Eukaryota, Viridiplantae, Streptophyta, Magnoliopsida, Ericales, Balsaminaceae. Gene Ontology annotation, molecular function: protein binding. The record is from RefSeq and is a predicted model, not a curated record.